This is a messenger RNA of Paraphaeosphaeria sporulosa, 788 nucleotides long. RefSeq names its product U6 snRNA-associated Sm-like protein LSm6. Gene Ontology annotation, molecular function: RNA binding. The transcript is spliced from 4 exons. Gene Ontology annotation, cellular component: P-body; U4/U6 x U5 tri-snRNP complex; nucleolus. NCBI's taxonomy places the organism in Eukaryota, Fungi, Ascomycota, Dothideomycetes, Pleosporales, Didymosphaeriaceae. Gene Ontology annotation, biological process: maturation of SSU-rRNA; mRNA splicing, via spliceosome. The record is from RefSeq and is a predicted model, not a curated record. The coding region runs from base 99 to 368 and encodes 89 amino acids.
CCACACUCCCAUUCGCAGCUAAAGCAUCAACAGUCCGCUCCGACGUCACGUUACCCGCUCUGCCUAGGCACACUGUUCAUAUUCUCACCACCACCAACAUGGCAACCAACGGCGAUAGCCCCGACACGGCCGCUGCCGACACCUCGCGAGACCCGUCUGGCUUUCUGAGCGAGAUCAUUGGCGCACCUGUGACGGUCAAGCUCAACUCCGGUAUAGUCUACAAGGGCGACCUACAGUCGGUCGACGGCUACAUGAACAUUGCACUUGAGCGAUGCAAGGAAUGGUCUGAUGGCAAGCUUGUCCGAAGUUGGGGUGAUGCUUUUGUCCGAGGCAACAACGUCACAUACAUCUCAGCCGAUAACGCGUAGAAGGCUUUUGUCUGAGAACACGUUGAUCUGAACUAGCCGGGAUGGGACUACAUUCGAGACGGAUGCUCUAUGAGCUCUCGAGGAAGUCAUGCCGACUACGAAAGCAGCUAUUAUGCUUGGGGAAGAAGAGGACAGGCAUCAAGGAUCGGCAAGAAGGUAGAUGAUUGGCGCAACGAUAUCUGCACAGCCACCAGCAUCGACUGCAGGUACACCAUAAUGAUUCUAUCGAGUUCAUUUCAUCGAGGCUCUCAUCCCGACUCACACAAUCGUCCUAUUUCGAUUCUUUUCUCUUCAUUCCCUAAGCUUGUCAUUGAAAGCCCUCGCACAAAUCACGGGCCACGUGGAACAUGAUGUUUAUACCUGGAACAACGCCUAGCCACAUGAAAGUCUACUUAUUCCUGAUUCAAAAUUAUUCCUGUG